UAAUUUACACGCCAAUUUGCAGAGAAAGAAAGAAACCGAAAAUGUCAGGAAGAGGAAAAGGAGGAAAGGGUUUGGGCAAGGGAGGAGCCAAGAGGCAUCGCAAGGUUCUCAGGGACAACAUCCAGGGCAUCACCAAGCCCGCUAUUCGCCGUUUGGCCAGACGUGGCGGCGUUAAGCGUAUCAGCGGUCUCAUCUACGAGGAGACCCGUGGCGUACUCAAGAUCUUUCUAGAGAACGUCAUCCGUGACGCCGUUACUUACACCGAGCAUGCUCGCCGGAAGACUGUUACCGCCAUGGACGUCGUCUAUGCUUUGAAGAGACAAGGCCGUACUCUUUACGGAUUCGGAGGCUAAAGGAAUCUGUCUUUCCCCGAACAAAUCAUCAAUAAUAACAACAACUCUCACAAGAAGAACAGUAACAGUUUCAGAGAUCCAAAAAUGUCAGGAAGAGGAAAAGGAGGAAAGGGUUUAGGAAAGGGAGGAGCCAAGAGGCAUCGGAAAGUUCUCAGGGACAACAUCCAGGGCAUCACCAAGCCGGCGAUCCGCCGUCUGGCCAGACGUGGCGGCGUUAAACGUAUAAGCGGUCUCAUUUACGAGGAGACCCGCGGUGUCCUCAAGAUCUUUCUAGAGAACGUUAUCCGUGACGCCGUCACUUACACUGAGCACGCUCGCCGGAAGACUGUUACCGCCAUGGACGUCGUCUAUGCGUUGAAGAGACAAGGCCGUACUCUAUACGGUUUUGGGGGCUGAUGAAUAAAUCUUUUUAGUGUUAGGUUUUGAAUAUUCGAAUGUGACAAUGUUUGGAUUGUCUUGUGACUGUAAUUAUUCUAAUUUCAAUAUGAAUGAGGUUUUUCCAAGUAUUCAAAUACCAA
Molecule: messenger RNA, 871 nt
Organism: Cannabis sativa
Lineage: Eukaryota; Viridiplantae; Streptophyta; Magnoliopsida; Rosales; Cannabaceae
Exons: 2
Biological process (GO): nucleosome assembly
Cellular component (GO): nucleosome
Molecular function (GO): DNA binding; structural constituent of chromatin; protein heterodimerization activity
Source: RefSeq, a predicted model, not a curated record